This is a messenger RNA of Aspergillus bombycis, 2196 nucleotides long. Its product is annotated as Zn(II)2Cys6 transcription factor. Gene Ontology annotation, molecular function: DNA binding; DNA-binding transcription factor activity, RNA polymerase II-specific; zinc ion binding. The record is from RefSeq and is a predicted model, not a curated record. Gene Ontology annotation, biological process: DNA-templated transcription; regulation of DNA-templated transcription. Bases 1 to 2196 code for a protein of 731 amino acids. The transcript has 8 exons. NCBI's taxonomy places the organism in Eukaryota, Fungi, Ascomycota, Eurotiomycetes, Eurotiales, Aspergillaceae.
AUGUCCAUUGCCAUGGCCAAUGCGUCCGGCCCAUCCAAGACCAGGCAAAGAGUUUCCGUGGCAUGUGUGCUUUGCCGGAUGAAACGUAUUCGAUGCGAUGGUGUCGAGCCGUGCUGCGGUCCUUGUCAGCAACGAAACGUGACGUGCGAAUAUCAGCACACCGAGAGCAAGCGCAAACCACCAAGCAAGAAACUUGUGCGGUCUCUUCAGGCUCGCAUAGAUCUGCUCGAGCAGGAACUAUUGUCUCUCGGGAGAGACGUUCCCUAUGCGCCUGAAAAUCUUGCCGAUGCCGGGGCCGAAAGCGAUAGAGAGACGGAGGAUGAUGCCAACGAACCUCACCGGAUUGACCCACUAACGGAAAUCAGUGGGAUGACCGCUCGCCUAAAUCUCACUUCUAAUGGUGAGUUGCGGUACUUUGGAACCCUAAGUAACUACAGCCUGCUUCACGGCCGCAUCCAUGAAGUCUCCGUCGAGCCGCUUGCUCUCAGAAACGCCUGUGAUUUCAGCCCUAUCACAGAAUUCAACAAUAAUCAGGGAAUACCACAAGAGCUUCAGGACCACUUGCUGGACCUGUAUUGGAGGUGGCAGAACCCAUGGAAUUAUGUUGUACACAAGGACGCUUUCAUGCAAGACUAUACCUUUCAUCGCUCGGGAAAGUAUUGCACUCCCUUGCUUCUCCUAGCUAUCUUUGCUCUGGCAGCUCGCUACUCUGACCGCUGCGAGGUUCGAGCUGUUCUUACUAAUCCUAAAACUGCUGGCGAGAGCUUUGCACGCGAGGCAAAAAUAUUACUGCAGCAGGGAAUGGAAGCUCCGACAGUGCCCACUGUCCAAGCGGCGGUGUUACUGGGGCUGAAUGCCAUGGCCGAAGAUCGCGAAUCUCUCGGCUGGCUCUUCGUAGGUAUGGCAAUGAGAAUGGCGUUCAAUCUAGGCCUCAAUCUUGACUGCUCAAGCUGGGUGCCUACAGCACAUAUCUCUGGGUUGGAGGCUGAAGUUCGAAAGGUUGCCUGGUGGGGCUGCUAUACUUUAGACAAACUAUUUAGCCUUGGCCAUGGACGCCCGGGAAUGACACGACGAUGCGAUAUAACCUGCCCAAAGCCAAGCAAGUACCAAACUGCUGAGUUCGACCCUUGGAUCCCAUGGUCCACGAGAGAUCAGACCUUGGCGAAUACCCCUGUACGGAUCGCCUCUACGUCAAGUUAUGUAUCUGAACUUCUGGAUAUAGCGACAGAGGCGUUGUAUAUAGUGUAUGCGCCCCACGGUGAACUCAAACGACGCGAAUUAGAGAGUAUAGUCACCCGAACUGAUCUUGCGUUGAACAACUUCUACCGUGACCUCCCAAGUUUUCUUCGGCUCUCAGGGUCGGUUCGAACACCGUGCCUUCCACACAUAUACCAACUCCACAUUCAAUACAAUGUCAUUCAGAUCCUUCUACAUCGUCCUCUCAUCGCGAAACGUCGCAUUUUAUCUCGAGUUUUGUCGGAUUCGUCAGAGGAGUCGAACGUACAUCUGCAGAUCUGCAGACACGCAGCUCUGGAAGUCACAAAGCUGCUGCGCACAUAUCAGGAUCAUUACACCUUGCGCCUUAUUCCGAUUGUCACCGUGCAUAGCACCUUCACGGCUGCUAUUAUACAUUUGAUGGACGCUAUGUCCACCACUCCUAUUGUUCGUCGCCGAGGGAUCUCUAAUCUACGAAUCUGUCUAGACGCUCUUGAGAGCAUGAGUGCUGCAUGGUGUUGGAGCUGCCGGGCUAUUCGCGCCCUCAGAAUUCUUGCGUACGAAUGGCUAACUCCAGAAGCUGUCAGGGACGAGAAUCUAGCCAGGGCUACCCCAUCGGCAACUGAGUGCAAUUUUCAAGUGCAAUCCCUGGGGCCUUCAUCAUUUGAGCCGUUAGGUCUCGCUGAAUCCACCCGAGGGAUGCCGGUGAGUGACCUCACCGGCCCUCCAGAGGUGGAGGCGAACAGAUACGAAGCAGAGUAUAGCAUAGCGAUGGAUUCCUUGCUUGAGGAUAAUUUAGAUUGGCUAAUACAGACUGAUCACCAUGCCGGAGGGGAGGACAGAGGGCAUGCAAAUGCAGACGCUCAAAUGAAUCCAUGGAUCAUGAGCGCUGCCCAGUGCACAUUUGCAGUUCCGAGAUGGGACGAAUAUACAACUUUUAGCGAUGUAUGGUACCAGCCUGAUCUACAACCACCCUUGUAG